This is a messenger RNA of Penicillium taxi, 702 nucleotides long. RefSeq names its product riboflavin synthase. NCBI's taxonomy places the organism in Eukaryota, Fungi, Ascomycota, Eurotiomycetes, Eurotiales, Aspergillaceae. Gene Ontology annotation, molecular function: riboflavin synthase activity. The record is from RefSeq and is a predicted model, not a curated record. The coding region runs from base 1 to 702 and encodes 233 amino acids. The transcript is spliced from 3 exons. Gene Ontology annotation, biological process: riboflavin biosynthetic process.
AUGUUUACUGGACUUGUCGAGACAAUCGGGACUGUCACGGCCUUGGAGCCCCUCGAUAUCUCGUCGAGCGGGGGCGGGGGUACAUCCCUCACCAUCUCGGACUGCGCUGAGAUCCUCACAGAUGCGCAUUUGGGCGAUAGUAUAAGUGUCAAUGGAACCUGCCUCACGGUGACCGCAUUCGACAAGACCUGGUUCAAGGUCGGUGUCGCGCCAGAGUCGCUGCGACGUACGAACCUGGGAUCGCUGAAGAAUGGGUCGACUGUGAAUCUCGAGCGUGCAGUCUCAAGCGAUACUCGGAUGGGUGGGCACUUCGUUCAGGGCCAUGUCGAUACCGUUGCAGAGAUUCUGUCCGUCACACCCGAUGGCAACUCGUUGGUGUUCAGGUUGCAACCGCGUGAAAAGGAUGUGCUGCGCUAUAUUGUCGAGAAGGGAUAUGUGACACUGGAUGGAGCUAGCUUGACUGUUACAAAGGUCGUUGAUGGCGAAGACGGAUACUGGGAGGUUAUGCUCAUUGCUUAUACUCAGGAGAAGGUUGUUACGGCUGGCAAAAAGCCCGGGGAGUUUGUUAAUGUCGAGAUUGACAUUGUUGGCAAGUAUGUCGAGAAGAGCGUUCAAGGCUACUUUGCUGGUACCGCCGGGGGAGACUUUGCUGUCCUCGAGAAGAUGGUAGCCCGCAUUGUUGAAGAAAAGCUGAAGAAAUAA